AUGGCCACAAGCGCUGUACAAAAGUUUCGCCCAGUGGUAGUGUCAGGUCCCUCGGGGACUGGAAAGUCGACACUGCUCAAGAGGCUUUUCGCCGAGUAUCCUGAUACUUUUGGAUUCUCUGUGUCGCACACAACCCGCGCUCCUCGCGCAGGAGAGGAGCAUGGACGCGAUUAUUAUUUCACCACGAAAGAAGAUUUCCUGGACCUCGUGAGCAAAAACGGAUUCAUUGAGCAUGCUCAGUUCGGAGGAAACCAUUACGGUACUAGUGUACAGGCAGUGAAGAACAUUGCGGAGAAGAGCAGGAUUUGCAUUCUCGAUAUUGAGAUGGAGGGAGUGAAACAAGUCAAGCGCACUGAUCUCAAUGCUCGAUUCUUGUUUCUUGCACCGCCAUCAGUGGAGGAAUUGGAGAAGCGGCUGCGCGGGAGAGGAACCGAGACGGAGGACAGUUUGACGAAACGUCUCGCCCAGGCGAAGAACGAGCUCGAGUAUUCGGCUCAGCCGGGUUCUCACGACAAAAUCGUCGUCAACGAUGACUUGGAGAAGGCGUAUGUGGAGUUGAGGGAUUGGAUUGUUGACGGUGGUAAUUUUGGGGCAUAA
This is a messenger RNA of Aspergillus clavatus NRRL 1, 597 nucleotides long. RefSeq names its product guanylate kinase. Gene Ontology annotation, cellular component: cytosol. Lineage: Eukaryota; Fungi; Ascomycota; Eurotiomycetes; Eurotiales; Aspergillaceae. The coding region runs from base 1 to 597 and encodes 198 amino acids. Gene Ontology annotation, molecular function: GMP kinase activity. Gene Ontology annotation, biological process: purine nucleotide metabolic process. The record is from RefSeq and is a predicted model, not a curated record. The transcript has 5 exons.